This is a messenger RNA of Pseudogymnoascus destructans, 348 nucleotides long. RefSeq lists its product as uncharacterized. Bases 1 to 348 code for a protein of 115 amino acids. The transcript has a single exon. Lineage: Eukaryota; Fungi; Ascomycota; Leotiomycetes; Thelebolales; Thelebolaceae. The record is from RefSeq and is a predicted model, not a curated record.
AUGGAUCUUUCGAGCUUUUUAAAUCCAGUCGAUGAGGAUAUACAAGAGUUAGAGGGGUGGGAGGAUUUUCAGGGGGGUGAUGCUAUUCUUGAGGAUAUCAUGUCACAAUACGUCCCAGAUACCACUCAAGAUGAUGAGGAAGAGGAUGAGCCUUCUUCACAGCCUGUGCCAACUACACAAGCUGUGAUUAACGCCAUUCAAGUUCUGAUUGAGUUUACGGAAUCUGGGAAUAGUGACACCUCAGAAGCACCAACAUUCUUACGUUCUUUUGAAUGUUUUGAGAGACAGUUAAGGCUCCUUGAAGCCAAUUCACAAAGGCAGGGGACAUUAGACUCAUGGUUUAUGUAA